Molecule: messenger RNA, 3095 nt
Organism: Periophthalmus magnuspinnatus
Lineage: Eukaryota; Metazoa; Chordata; Actinopteri; Gobiiformes; Gobiidae
Gene: nsun3
Product: NOP2/Sun RNA methyltransferase 3
Exons: 6
Coding region: 39-1358 (439 amino acids)
Biological process (GO): rRNA methylation
Cellular component (GO): mitochondrial large ribosomal subunit
Molecular function (GO): methyltransferase activity
Source: RefSeq, a predicted model, not a curated record
CAAAUGUUUAACAUGCACAGAGACCUCUUGUUUUAUACAUGUUUUCUGCUAAAUAUCUGCGUAAUCCUUGGCUGAAUGCUACGUCCACGUUCACAAAGAAAGUGCAUCUUUCUUGGAUCUUGUGCCAUUUUUGUGCCACAGCUGAGAAAUCUGCUAAACACCUGAGCAAGAAACGCAAAGAAACUCCUAAUGCACAGCUUAAAAGAGUAAGAGCCCCAUGUGGGCCAGUGUUGGAGCAAUUUGACCAGCAGUACAGUCGAGAACUUGGAAAUCUGUGGCCAUCAGCAAGGGAAGUCCUUUUGAACCCUCACUCCUGGCAAUAUGGUGUCAUGCUCAACAGAUUCACAGCUGUGUCAAAUGUCACUCAGACUCUAAAAUCUCUGGGAUUUUUCAGUGUCCUGCUACAGACAGAGGCCUCAUCGUUGCUGUGUGACAAACCUACGGAGUUUUGUUUGAAACAGCCUGGGGAAAAUGGCUCAAUGUUGUCGGCUGAGUGCCUCUCUGAUGACUCUAAUCUUCAGUCUGACUGCGAAUCUCAGUCUCUGCAAUCAGAGCCAUCACAAAGUCCUUUACUACAAUGUUACAUCCAUCCGCAUCCUCUGAGAUUUCCCUCACAAGCCCACAGACCCGGCUGUUUAAAGCAGUAUUACCUUCUGAACGCUGCCUCUCUUCUCCCAGUACUGGCACUGCAAGUAAAAGAUGGGGAGAGAAUUUUGGAUUUGUGUUCAGCACCUGGCGGCAAAGCUAUAGCCAUAAUGCAGAGCUGCAACCCAGCUCUUCUCUGCUGUAACGAACCUGAUCCACACAGAUGGGAGUGGCUGACCAAAACCCUGGAGUCUUUUCUCCCUCCCUCACUAAACGGUUGUAUAACUGUGUCUGCACGAGAUGGGCGUUAUUUUGGCCAAAGUGAACCGUCCAAAUAUGACAAGAUUUUAGUUGAUGCGCCGUGCUCCAAUGACAGGAGUUGGUUGUAUUCCCCCGGUGGCCUGGAGGGGGAACAGAGAUUAAGAGAAAGGGCGACGCUACCGGCAAUUCAAACGCAACUUCUGAAGUCUGCGCUGUCGGCUGUGCGUCCAGGGGGCACUGUGGUCUAUUCAACCUGCACGCUGUCCCGCUCGGAGAACUGCGCGGUGGUGGAGGCAGUGCUUAAGAGCUGUCCUGAAGCUGAACUCCAAGACCUGUGGGAGGAGCUUGCCGUUCCUUUUUCUGAACACUUUUUCUUUAGACACGGCCGGGCAUCUCCUCUUCAGUGUGGCAGAACGCACCCCCCUGACUCCAGACUAGGGAUUUUAGUGAUGCCACAUCCUGGUAAGACCUGGGGACCGAUGUUUCUGUCUCGCAUUCGAAGAAAGAUGUGAUAUUUAUGUCAACUUGUCCUUAUUAUGUUUGGAUAUAUUUAUAAAAAAUCCUCCUUCAUGGUUCAAAUUCACUCUCAACUCUAUAUUUUUAUAUACAGUAUACUUUUUUCACAUGAAUCUUUCACUGUAGCGCUUCUAGGUUUGUUUUUUUCUAUAAAACUGAAGUAUUUUUAUUUCAAAACACCUCCUGAAAAGUGUACCACAUUUUACGGUGAGCAGCACAACAGAAACAGCUGCUCAGAAUGUCUUUUUCCAGACGUUUGCAGAGAUUCGCUGCUCCUGCUGUUAUUUUUGCCUCAAAAUGCAGCUUGACUUUCCCUUUUCAAUAUCAUGUUUAUUAACACCCUCAACAAUGUUUUUCUAUAAUUAUGUGCUAUUCAUCUUAUUCAGAAAGUUGCCACGGGCGGCGUCAUUAUCUGUGCCUUUUUCGAUUGUGUGAUUUGGCGUAGGGCUGACGAUCUCAACAGCAACUUUUAUACAAACUACAAAGCUGUUUUCAAGCCACCCAGAGAAAAGCUGCAUUGUUGACUUGAAAAUCUACAUUGUAUCGUAUUUUAGCAGCAGGACUUUUCUCCGUUUCUCUGUUUAAGUGAGCGGAAUUUCAGCUAAAGCGGAAAUGCCAAGACAAACGGAAGUGUCAUUAGUGAUUAGAUGUAAAAGUACGACAGAUAAAUGUGUCUUUGAGUCUUUCUGGAGACUGUUGAGUUGUAAUCAAAGCCCAUUAACCGCACAAGUGACAACACAACAACAACACGACAACAACACAACAACAACAACACAAGUGAUGAUUGAAGGUCAGAGCAAAGUGACCAGCAGGACAGAGGUACUGACCUUUAUCAGUAACUACAUUUACUACAUUACAGUUAAUAUAAAGUGUGUGAAACUCAUACUGAAAUAGAAGAUUUACCAAACACAUGACAAAAAUGUUCAUUGUUAUAAGAUUUAACACAUUACAUUAUUGUAAUUUUCCUUAUUAUAUUCUUUUACAAAUAAUUGAUGAAGAUUUCUCUCCAGCCAUUUAUAUCGAGUCACACAUUUGUUUUAGACCCGAAAUACAAAGUUCCCAUAGUUUCCACAUUAUAAUAAAAUGUAAUGAUGUUAUAUAUUCAAUAACGAGUCAGUUGGUAAUACGAUCUUACACUCUGCCCUAUUAAAGUAGAAGUGCCAGACUAUUACAGUGAGUGAGGCCUGUCGCUCUGACAGAUGACUUUUAUAAUCAUUUUUUGCGAAAGUGUCUCCACAUUCCCUCAGUCACAGUUCCUCUAGGAGCCAAUAUCUCCUCUUAAUUUAAUAUUACUGUGUGCUUGAAGUAAUCCUCCUGCUGCCAUCGUGCCCAGAUGAGCUGUUCUGUCUGAGCACAUCUACUACAAGUGGAUAUCACGUAGUCUGUGAAAGUUGUUGACGAUAGUUUAAUUGUGAUAACACAGGCUUUUGGGAACGCCAAGUUGACACAAUUAAGAUGUUCUAAAGUGUCUGGAGGAGGUUUUGAUGAACUGAGAUGUAUAAUGUAUUAUCCACAAUAAAUAUGAAUGGGACAAGAUGUCGUCAGGAUAAAACUACCUCAGGAUCGUGCACACGUGUGUUUACAUUUGGGGGCUGAGUCCUUGAGGAGGUGACAUUGGAAAAAGCAGCGCUACAAUGACAGCACAAAUAUAAACAUGAUUAACUGUAUAAUGUAUUUAUAAUAAAUUCUGUCAGAAUCAUAUUUUGUUAUCGUGGACAUGUGUCUGCUCGUCC